Beta vulgaris subsp. vulgaris (sugar beet) is the source of this 588-nucleotide messenger RNA. RefSeq lists its product as uncharacterized. The coding region runs from base 1 to 588 and encodes 195 amino acids. The transcript has 2 exons. The record is from RefSeq and is a predicted model, not a curated record. NCBI's taxonomy places the organism in Eukaryota, Viridiplantae, Streptophyta, Magnoliopsida, Caryophyllales, Amaranthaceae.
AUGGCUGUUAAAGUUCUAUUUGAUUCAGGAGCAUCAUGUUCAUUCAUGACUAGGACCCUAGGUGAAUGUCUAGGACUAGUCAGUCCAGAAUACAUUUAUGUUAGUUUUGCAUUACCAUCAGGAGAAGAAUUGCAUUGUUCUAAGUUGUAUAGGAAGGUACCUCUACUUAUAGCAGGAAUAGAAUUCCCGUCUGACUUGAUUGAGUAUGAGAUGAAAGACCUAGAUGUCAUCCUUGGGAUGGAUUGGCUUGGAAAAUAUAAGGGUCAUAUCAAUUGUGAGGCUCAAAAAAAAGGGUAUACAUUGUUUAUGUGUAGUGUUCAAGAAAUAAUGGAAGAGGUUGAACCUAGCAAGGUACCAGUGGUGAGUGAGUUUCCAGAUGUUUUUCCUGACGAAAUUCCAGGAAUGCCGCCAGUGAGAGAUCUUGAUUUCACCAUAGACUUAGUGCCCGGAACAAGACCAAUCUCUAAGGCCCCAUACCGAAUGGCACCUGCAGAAAUGAAGGAACUAAAAGUCCAACUGGAUGAGCUGUUGGAGAAAGGCUACAUCAGGCCAAGCUCUUCACCAUGGGGUGCACCGUACUGUUUGUGA